Messenger RNA from Pneumocystis jirovecii RU7, 447 nucleotides. RefSeq lists its product as uncharacterized. NCBI's taxonomy places the organism in Eukaryota, Fungi, Ascomycota, Pneumocystomycetes, Pneumocystales, Pneumocystaceae. Gene Ontology annotation, cellular component: Golgi membrane. Gene Ontology annotation, biological process: vesicle-mediated transport. The transcript has 7 exons. The record is from RefSeq and is a predicted model, not a curated record. The coding region runs from base 1 to 447 and encodes 148 amino acids.
AUGGGUUUUGUAGAUGAAAUUAAAGCUUGGAAUUUCAGUAUAUAUGCGCAAUGGUUUGGGAUUAUCUCUAUUAUUCUUGACUUUGUUUUGGGGUUUGUGAAUUUAUUUCAUAUUGGCUCUAUUGUCGUUUUCAGUGUAUUGAGCUUGGUAAUGGGCUUUAUACUUAUGUUUGUUGAAAUUCCAUUUUUAACAAGAAUAUGUCCCACUAGCCAAAAAUUUGAUUCUUUUAUUCAAUAUUUUAAUCAAAAUUGGCCACGUGCUGGGGUGUACAUUAUUUUUUCUACUAUCUUGUUUCUUUCGGGAAUUAUUAAAUUGACAUCCUUAAUUGUUGCUGGAUUUUUUAUGACUAUUGCUUGUUUAUGUUAUGUAAUCGCUGCUCUUAAGGGUCAGACAUUCACAAAUAGUUCUCUUCUUGGAGGUCCAGGCAUUACUCAAAUGGUAGUGUAG